Molecule: messenger RNA, 1368 nt
Organism: Paraphaeosphaeria sporulosa
Lineage: Eukaryota; Fungi; Ascomycota; Dothideomycetes; Pleosporales; Didymosphaeriaceae
Product: mannan endo-1,6-alpha-mannosidase
Exons: 3
Coding region: 1-1368 (455 amino acids)
Biological process (GO): fungal-type cell wall biogenesis; carbohydrate catabolic process
Molecular function (GO): mannan endo-1,6-alpha-mannosidase activity
Source: RefSeq, a predicted model, not a curated record
AUGAAGUUCGCUUCUUCGGCGCUCGGCGCCCUGAGCGCUUCGGCUCUGUUGUUCUCUGGUGCAGGCGCCAUGGACUUGAAUCUAGACGAUCCAGCCUCCAUCAAAAAGGCUGCGGGCAUUGCUGCGGCAGGCAUGCGCAAGUUGUACACGGGCGAUCGACCUGGUGAUGUCGCGGGUAACUUGCCAGACCCAUACUACUGGUGGGAGGCUGGUGCGAUGUUCGGUGCUCUGAUUGAUUACUGGUACUACACGGGCGAUGAUCAAUACAACAACAUCACCGUACAAGCCAUGCAGCACCAGAUCGGACAGUACAACGCCUUUAUGCCGACCAACCAGAGUAAAUCACUAGGAAAUGACGACCAGGCCUUCUGGGGUAUGGCUGCCAUGUCGGCGGCAGAGAACAAAUUACCCGAUCUACCCACCACGGGUGACUUGGCGGGACCCUCAUGGCUAGCACUGGCACAAGCUGUCUUCAACACCCAGGCUGGUCGAUGGAACGACAAGACUUGUGGCGGCGGACUAAACUGGCAAAUCUACCAGUUCAACAAUGGAUACACUUACCGAAACACCAUCUCAAACGGAUGCUACUUCAACAUUGCUGCCCGCCUUUUCAAAUACACCGGCAACGACACCUAUAGCAAGGAGGCAAUCAAGACCUGGAACUGGGAAUCUCGCAUCGGUCUAUUCGAUAAGGAUCUUCACUUCUACGAUGGUAGCGAUGAGACCAAGAACUGCACUGAUAUCAACCAAAUUCAGUGGACCUACAACUUGGGUGUGCAUCUGUCUGGCGCUGCUGCCAUGUGGAAUGCCACACAAGAUGACAUCUGGAAGACCAGGAUCACCCAAAUGAUUAAGACAAUGGGUGAUACGUUCUUCAAGAACGACGUUAUGUAUGAAGUCGCGUGCGAGCUCAACGGCAAGUGCAACACCGACCAAAGAUCGUUCAAGGCCUACCUCGCUCGCUGGAUGGGAUACACCAUGCUCGUCGCUCCCUGGACGAAGGACUUGAUGUGGACAAAGAUUCGGACUUCCGCAGCCGCAGCCGCAAAGCAGUGUAACGCCGCCGGAACCAACCAAUGCGGCCUUCGCUGGUGGCAAGACGGUGUGAAUGACGGUUCCACUGGUGUCGGAGAGCAGAUGGCCGCCAUGGAGAUCAUUCAGAAUCUUUUGAUCACGAACGUCUCUGGACCGGUCACCGAGACGAAGGGCGGCACCUCAAAGAGCGACCCCUCUGCAGGAGGCGAAGCCGAGAAUGACCCCAUCGUAUUCUCUGAGAUCACCACUGGUGACAAGGCUGGAGCUGGCUUCCUGACUACCAUUGUCCUUAUUGGUAUCCUCGCGGGUGCAUGGUGGAUGGUUUCGAACUGA